ACAGUUGUUACAUGCAGAAUCUGUUACAUAUUUGUAGUGGAUCUGAUAGGGUUGGUAUUUCUGAAGCUGACGUGCCGCAUUUAUGCUCCCUUCUCCAACCCCGCAAUCUCACUCUCCAUUCUCUCUAAUUCUCCUAUGAUCCAUUCUUUCCGUGCAGCUAGAUCUCUCAUCCCUUUCUCCCCUGCCUUUGCGUACAGCUCCAAAGCCCUCCUAGCCAGGCCCUCUCGAUCCUUCAAUCUUGUCUCACUGCUUCCCUGUUGCGCCUUGAAGUUCUUAAGCGCAGCGAGAAAUGGCGCAGGUGGAGGGUGAGUGUAGGUAUGCAUACGAGCUUCUAGACCAAGGACUGUAGCUCGAGCGCUCAGUACUUCGGAUCUGGCUUUCGUAUGCCUAGCAAGAGCACCAUAUUGAGUUUGCUCAAGGAUAAGAAUAAGCGAUUGGAGCAGUUGUCGUUCCAACACAGCUUCAUUAUGCAGUAUUUCUGCUCUAGAUUUCAAUUCGUCAAUAGGUGGCGUCUUCGUAGGGUCUGCAAUUGAGCAUAGCAAACCCGCUACGACACUAAGCUGGGUAGAGAUGCUCUCCGAAAUGAUGUCAAUGUUGGAGAGAAAGACAUCUUUGUCGGCUAACAACAUCUCUUGGUCGACUAAAGGUAUUUGGUCUUUGAGCUGUGCGGUCAUAAGCUCGAUUACUGAGUGGAGUUCCGGGGGAAGAGUCGCUGAUUUCUGCGGAAGCGUGGACAGCGUUGAUAUGAGAGUUUGCGUUUCAAGAAGUUUUAUGCGAGAAGAUUGAAGGCUCUGAAUAGUUC
Periconia digitata is the source of this 802-nucleotide messenger RNA. Lineage: Eukaryota; Fungi; Ascomycota; Dothideomycetes; Pleosporales; Periconiaceae. The record is from the annotation of a GenBank genome assembly.